UUUUUCAGGGGCAUGAUGGGAAGGAGCACAGCCCUUAGACAUGACUCACUGCCAAGCACAGAAGGUCUCAAUUACAGGAGAGGGAAAAGAAAACAGCACAGACACAGUUCAUUGCCCCGGGACACAACGCUGGUGUCAGAUAAAACUCAGAGAGAACAUCCCCGCCACCUCACAGCUUCUUCACCUGCAGAACAGACCAGAGCAGCUGCAGGACUGAACCCAGACAUGAGGCUCUAUUUCUGGGCUGGAGCUCGCUGUCUCCUGCCCGUCCUGGUUCUUCUGAUGGUCCCGCAUGUCACAGCAGCUCAGGGCAAAGAGAGACACUAUUACAUCGCUGCUGUAGAGAUAGACUGGAACUACAAUGGAAAUCAAUCAAACUGGUUUAGUCCCACCUAUAAGAAAGUGGUCUUUCGGGAGUAUGACAAAGACUUCAGGCAGGCUAAGACUCAUCCAUCCUGGUUGGGUCUUCUCGGACCCACGCUGAGGGCCGAGGAGAACGACACGAUUGUCGUCACUUUCAGAAACAUGGCGACCGGAGCAUACAGCAUCCACCCACACGGCGUGGCUUACGGGAAGCAGUCUGAGGGCGCCAACUACUUCGACAACACAUCGCAGAAAGAGAAAGAGGACGACAUGGUUCGACCAAACGGCGAGCACGUUUAUUACUGGGAGGUGACUCCAGCUGUUUCUCCACAGCAGCACGACCCCGCCUGCCUCACCUACACCUACAUCUCCCACCAGAACGUGGUCGAGGACUACAACUCUGGCCUCAUCGGCACUCUGCUUAUCUGCAAGCCUGGCAGCCUGGAUGAUUCGGGGAAGCAGGUCGGCUUCCACCAGGAGUUUGUCUUCCUGUUUGGAGUUUUUGAUGAGAAGCAGAGCAAGUACAAACCGAACGGAUACGAUCCAGGCAACCAUGUGAAAUACACCAUCAACGGAUACACAACAGGGUCGCUGCCCGAUGUGAGCGUCUGUGCCCACUCCUCCGUCAGCCUCCACCUGGUCGGUAUGAGCUCAGAGCCGGAGGUGUUCUCGGUCCACCUGAACGGUCAGGUGCUGCAGCAGACGGGCCAUAAAGUGUCAUCAGUUGGUCUGAUCAGCGGCUCGUCGACCACCGCCUCCAUGGUGGCUCUGCACACCGGCCGCUGGCUGCUGUCCUCACACAUCACCAAACACAUGGAGGCUGGCAUGCACGCUUUUGUGGACGUGAAGAAGUGCGACGCCUUUAAAGAGCCCCUGAGAAGGAUGACCAUCGCACAAAGACGAGAAAGCAUGGAGUGGAAAUACUACAUAGCUGCUGAGGAGGUGGUCUGGGACUACACACCAAACACGCAUGAGCACAUCGACGAUGACUUCAAGCAUAUGUACCUGAAACAGUCGGCGACACGAAUAGGCGGCAAGUACAAGAAGGCCGUUUACACUCAGUACACGAAUGAGUCGUUCACUGAGAAGGUGAUGGACAAGCAGAGGAAGAACGAGCUGGGAAUCCUGGGACCGGUGAUCCGAGCACAAAUCAGAGACGUUAUCAAGAUUGUGUUCAAGAACAUGGCCUCCAGGCCCUACAGCAUCUACCCACACGGACUGACGGUGGAGAAAUCAGAGGAAGGAGUCAACUACCCAGAAGGAGGAAACCAAUCCCACGGCGUUCAGCCAGGUGAGACACACACCUACGUCUGGAAAGUGGUGGAGGAGGACGAACCUCUAGAUGGAGACCCUCGCUGUCUGACCCGAAUGUACCACAGUGCAGUGAACACACCACGAGACAUCGCCUCGGGUCUGAUUGGACCGAUUCUCAUCUGCAAGAGUCAGUCACUCAACCUCAGGAACGUGCAGCUGAAAGCAGACAAGGAGCAACAUGCCAUGUUUGCUGUGUUCGAUGAAAACAAGAGCUGGUACCUGGACGACAACAUCCGUCGAUAUUCUGAUCAAUCCAGAGUCAACAAGGCAGAUCCAAACUUCUAUAAGUCCAACGUCAUGCACACGAUCAACGGCUACAUGUUUGAAAGCGGCCCACUGUUGGGUUUCUGUAACGGUGAAGUUGCAACGUGGCACAUGUCCAGCAUCGGAGCUCAGGACUACAUCCAGACCGCCACCUUCUACGGUCAUCCAUUCGAGCUGAACAAGAGGACGGAGGACUUCCUCAGCCUCUACCCAAUGACCGGAGAGACCAUCUCCAUGAACAUGCUCAACGUCGGCGUUUGGCUCCUCGCUUCUCUGAAUUCCCACGAGACAAACAAAGGAAUGCGCCUGAAGUUUCAGGACGUCGAGUGCUACCGUGAUCGCCAGUACGAGUAUGACUACGACGAGAUAGAAACGAACAGUGAGUUUACUGUGUGGAAUCCUCAGAGCUUGGAUGAAAUCAAAAAGAAGGAAGAGGAAAAUGCAAAACCGGUGGAGACAGAAACCCCGGCUGUGAUUGACGAGUACACUUACGGGUUUGCAGAAGAAUUAGGUCUCAGGUCUUUGAAAAACAAAUCGUCAGACUCAGACAUGGAGCAGCUGGACCUCUCCUACUUCGAUUAUGACUAUUCUGACAGAGAUACAGAUCGGACCUCGAAGGAUAAAACUGAGAAAUCUAAACCAAAGACAGAUGCACUAAAUGUAACAUUAUCUUCAAAUCGGAUCGAUGUGGGAGGUCAAAACUUUACAAAAGUUAAUUUGCUAAACCAAAGCAUUAGUGAGAACACAACAUAUGUACAGAACAUUAAUGGGCCAUCAGGCUUUGACAAUUCUUCCACGUAUGAGACAGAAAACACAACCAGGUUAAACAUCCACAAUAUGUCACUAAAGAAUGAAAGCAUAACUGCAAAUGGCAGUGCUUCUGUAGUCAAUAACGUCACAGUUUCAGGCACAGAAAACACAACAGUUCCCAACGCCACAGCAUCACCCGGGGUUGGAAAUGUAUCUGCAGAUGCUACCAAUCUUACCACUGAAUUGUCAGGAAAUUUAAUGCAGACCGGUGAUGACCUGACAUUUGUGGAGGUGAUUUCUGUGGAGGAUUCAGAGGAGAGAGUCACUCGGGGGGAUGUUUUCUCGUAUUCUGUGUCUUCGUCCAACAUCGACAAGACCCCAAACAGCAACACAUCUGCUGAUGCUCAAAGUCCAACAAGAGAAGAUGAGAGUAACACAACAACAACGCUGUCAGUAGAUGGAACAAACCAUUCAUUGUCUUUGCCAACACCUGAUUCUACAAAAGUUAACAUCAGCGGCACAGAUGUACAAAACCUGACCAUUGUUGGGUCGCUGGUGGAGAGCACAGGCAACAAAACCAGCAACAAUGACUCUUCAAUCACUGCAGCAAAGCCGGAUUCCUCUCAAGUUGUAACUGUUCCUGCCAAUUCCAGCCUUGAAAAUGCAACACAUAUUAUCAUCAAAAAUCUCACAGUAGAUGUAUCCAGAUCAGAUCUGUCAUGGAAGAGCAGUUCAGACAUCAGAGAGAACUUCACUUCUCUUGUGGAUAAGUUGACUCCCACACCUUCUCUGGAAGGUUUCCCCAAAGAGACAACACUUUUAGGUAACCUUUCCAUCUCCAGUGCAUCCGAGGAUCUCAUUGCCUCAGAAAACAGUGAAGAAGUGUUCAUCUACCUUCAAGAAAACCAAACACAGGUUAUCAAAAGCUCCUCUGUUAAAAUACAAGGCCACAACUGGACUUAUGAGGGAACUCACAACAUGGUGCCCAUGGAGAUUCACGACCACAUGAAGAAAUACAUUGAGAUUCCUCAAACAGAGCCACCUCCAAAAAGAAAGGUAAAGAAGGUGAACCUGCGACAGAGACCUCAGAAGGGCCAAGGUAUGAAAACAAAGAGAAGGAAGGAAUACCAGCCUCAGGCCAGGAGUGGUUUACCAUUCUCCCCUCGUGGAUUCAAUCCUAUGAUGACUCCUCGGGGGUCUCGACCGAUGGCACCACAACCAGUCUCAGACGAGGAGAAGCUGAUCAACAUGCCCGUUGUCAUCGGCGUUCCACGGCCCGAUUUCAGCGACUACGAGCUGUACAUUCCUGGGGAUGAACCGGAUCAUCUUGCGCCAGUUGAACACAAUGUAAAAGCAGAUGAAUAUGAGUAUGUGAUGUACAAAGACCCCUACAGUAGCCAUGAAGAUGUCAAGAAUUUCAACCUGGACGAGACCACCAAAUACCACUUGAAACACUCAGGCCCGAACACCAAGAUUUAUUUCAUCGCUGCAGAAGAGGUUGAAUGGGACUACGCUGGCUACGGGCAGAGGAGGCAAGACAAGUCACAUAUAGUCCGAGAGACUAAGUUCACCAAGGUGGUUUUCCGAGGCUACAUGGACAGCAGUUUCACCACGCCAGACAUCCGUGGAGAGGUAGAUGAGCAUCUGGGCAUCCUGGGGCCUGUCAUCAAUGCGGAGGUUGGACAAAGUAUCCUGGUGGUGUUCAGAAACAAAGCCAACCGUCCAUACUCUGUCCACCCUAAUGGGGUUUCGUAUACGAAGCAGACGGAGGGUCUGUCCUACGAGGAUGGAUCCAAGUACUGGUACAAAUAUGACAACGAAGUCCAGCCAAACACCACCUUCACGUACUUAUGGAAAGUCACUUCUAUGGUUGGACCAAAUCCAGGAGAGUCUGACUGUCGAACCUGGGCCUACUAUUCAGGCGUUAACCCUGAAAAAGAUAUCCAUUCUGGCUUGAUUGGACCUUUGCUGGUGUGUCGGGAAGGAACAUUGGACAAGAAGUUAAAGGACUCGAGGGAGUUUGUCCUGCUUUUUAUGACCUUUGAUGAGUCGCAGAGCUGGUACUAUGAGAAGAACUGCGAGUUGAUGCAACGGAAGACCAGAAGGAGAGUUUUGACCCCUUACCUCGGGGAGAACCUCAAGUUCCACGCCAUCAAUGGGAUUAUCUACAGCCUAAAGGGCCUGAGGAUGUACACUGACCAGCUCGUUCGCUGGCACCUCAUCAACAUGGGAUCUCCCAAAGACUUCCACAGUGUCUACUUCCACGGACAAACAUUCCUGCACAAGAAGACCACCAGCUACAGACAUGCUGUUUACCCGCUGCUGCCUGGGAGUUUUGCCACUCUGGAGAUGCAUCCGUCCAAACCUGGUCUGUGGCAGCUGGAGACAGAAGUUGGUUUCAGCCAGCAGAAGGGCAUGCAGACCCUCUUCCUGGUUCUAGAUAAUGACUGCUACCGGCCGCUGGGUCUGCAGUCAGGCAGCGUGAAGGACAAGCAGAUCACAGCGAUCAACACUAGAGGAUACUGGGAGCCACAUCUUGCCAGACUGGACAAUGGGGGUAAAUACAACGCCUGGAGCACCGACCGGGAAAACAGCUGGAUUCAGGUGGACUUCCAGCGACCCGUUGUGAUCAGCCAGGUGGCCACGCAGGGAGCCAAGCAGAUGUUUCAGUCCCAGUUUGUGAAACAGUACUCCAUCUCCUACAGCAACGACCGCAGGAAGUGGAUCUUCUACAAAGGCGACAGCAGAGACUUCAGGAAGAUAUUUGAAGGUAACACUGAAGCCUAUCAGACGACCACAAACACCUUCUUUCCUCCUGUGAUUGGGCGGUUCAUUAGGCUCCACCCCAUCACCUGGUACAGCAUGGCCACGGUCCGCAUGGAGUUCUACGGCUGUGAGCUGGAUGGCUGCUCAGUUCCUCUGGGGAUGGAGAGCGAACUAAUAGAAGACGGUAAAAUCACAGCGAGCUCCACGGCCACCAGCUGGUACUCUGGACCCUGGAAAGCUUCUCUGGCACGACUCAACAAACAGGGAACCAUCAACGCAUGGAGGGCGAAGUAUAAUGACAUGAGCCAGUGGCUGAAGGUGGAGCUGCCUCAGGUGAAGAAGAUCACUGGCAUCAUAACUCAGGGUGCCAAGUCUCUGGGCUCAGAGAUGUUCGUCACCUCCUACAUCCUGCAGUACAGCGACAACGGCAUCCACUGGACCGACUACACGGACGACGAGGACCAGCCCCACAGGAUAUUCAUAGGAAACAAAAACAACAACGACCACGUCAAGAACUACAUCUACCCUCCCAUUUUCUCUCGCUUUGUGAAAAUCAUCCCCAGAAGCUGGUCGGGCUCCAUCACCAUGAGGGUCGAGCUGCUGGGCUGCGACUUCGAGUGACGGAUUUGCAUAUUAAAUGACAACGAGGGAAGUGAAACGUGCACUUGUAGGAAGGUGUAGAUUGCAGGAGAUACGUUACAGUCGAUAUUUACAACACCUGCCGCUAAAAACAUGAACACUGACAUUAAUAAACCUGAAAUGUAUGCAGAAAGUGGUGCAGAAAAAAUCACUAGAAUGCCGGAAAUGAAGUCGUGCACAUAAAUAAAUACAUGCAAACUUAAAGUCACAUGUAGGUCCAAGCAUAAGCACAUCCACUCUCACAUAUACAGCAGUCUGUAAUGCAUAUCUAAAUACACUGAGGCAGGUAAACACACAUUUACUGCUUGGAGCAUUUGUGAAACUCAUCAUUCAGCUCAAGGAAUUCAACUGCUACAUAACUUAGGGCUCCUGCCACUGGGAAAUUCCUUUCUUAGUUGUUGUUGUUGCUAGAUUUCUAUGUUGCAAUCGAGUGGGAUGCAAAAAACGAGUAAUUUUAACCAUUGUUGUUGAUAGUUUUGUGUUUUGUUGCAUUUUUAAGUCCAUCAGAAAUAAACGUGAAUGAAUGUAAAUAUGUAAGUAGACAUCAUGUAAUUUAUUUUUGAAUAAACACGAUUUCCACUCUUUUUA
This is a messenger RNA of Acanthochromis polyacanthus (spiny chromis), 6684 nucleotides long. RefSeq names its product coagulation factor V (gene f5). The transcript has 25 exons. Gene Ontology annotation, molecular function: copper ion binding. The record is from RefSeq and is a predicted model, not a curated record. Bases 13 to 6078 code for a protein of 2021 amino acids. Lineage: Eukaryota; Metazoa; Chordata; Actinopteri; Pomacentridae.